Molecule: messenger RNA, 1464 nt
Organism: Tricharina praecox
Lineage: Eukaryota; Fungi; Ascomycota; Pezizomycetes; Pezizales; Pyronemataceae
Exons: 7
Coding region: 1-1464 (487 amino acids)
Cellular component (GO): cytoplasm; nucleus
Molecular function (GO): protein binding
Source: RefSeq, a predicted model, not a curated record
AUGCAUGCCGAUCCCGAGACUCCCUCAGCAGCGCGACCGACAGCCCUGGCCACUUGCUCCGAUUCAUCACCAACUCAGUGGCAGUCGCAGCAGAGGUUCGAAACCGAAAUCGAAAUUUGUAACCAGCCUGCUGGCCCCACCGCCAGCCGCAAUCUGACCGGCAGCAGAAUUUUCGGCGGCCACCGCACAUACCAGGCCGGAUCCAUGAAUAACGAGUUCAAAAGGCCGGUUUUCAAUGGCAACCAGACCUUCAUAGCUAGCGGGAGGUCCGAGAUCCUAGAGUGGAUAUCCGUAAUCUCGUACACGGAUCACCACGGGCGUAUCAGUGGUAGUCGGCUACAUGGUACUAAUACAUGUCCUGAAACGACUAUAUGCAUCGAUGCCUUGGACGAAGUGGAAUCCAAAGUCCGCUUACAAUUACUGAAGUCGCUGAAGCAUGUCAUGGAAAAAACCAAGAACCGGGUCAAGAUCUUUGCAACAACUCGGAUGGACACCGACAUUCUUCCCGACGACAAUGCCGCUGACAUCAACCGGUUCAUACAGACGAUUAUUGAGGCUGCCAUCAAAGAUAAGAGACUACUUGACAGUGAUAUCUCGGAUGAGGUUAAAGGCGAAAUAUGCGACGCUCUUCGGGAGCGAUCCAAGGGAAUGUUCCGACUAGGUGCGCUUCAGAUUACCGUUCUCUGCGAUAUGUCCACUAAAAACGAAGUGAGACGCAGUCUGGGGUCCCUUCCGAAAAUACUGGCCAACGCCUACGCCGAGAUGUACGAGCGCAUUCUCGGCCAGCAAGGUAGCGCUCCCCAACUAACACUCAGGGCGUUCCGGUGGAUCCAAUGCUCAUACGAACUGAAACGAACCGAAACUUUGCUUGAUGCGAUCAUGGUCGACGUUGGCGGCUCGGGUGAAUUCGCCCACGACGGCACGAACUUCCUCAUCAUGGACGAACGUUCAAAUGUGUUCCGAUUCGCACAUCUUUCCGCGGAUGAAUACCUCGAGACUCAGCUGCUCAAGGUCGAUUCUCACACUGAGAUCGCAAAAUCUGCACUGGAGUCUCUGAGGUCUGCUCACGAAACCGGCACGGGCCGGUUUUUCUGUUUGUUUGGCUUACGACGGAUAUUCAUCGGCGUAUUCCAGCCCAAGUCCAAGCGGAAUCGUGUUCGCAUGAACCGGUUACUGCUCCACGCCUGCACGUUUGGAGACCUUGAUAUCGUCCAGCUGCUGCUUGACGGGGAAGCCGACGUCCCGGCCGCCAACUGUUGGAUACGGACGCCAUUGCACGAGGCCUCGUCGGAAGGGCAUGGGGCAGUAGUGCGGCUGCUCAUCGGCCGGAGAGCUGAUGUCUCAGCUGUCGACACGGAUGGGCACACGCCUCUGCACCUGGCCGUAAUGCUCGAGAAUGAAGUCGUGGCACGGCUGCUUAUUGACCGCGAAGCAGAAGUACCUGCCGCGAACACGGACGUGUAG